AUGGCAGCAGUGGCCGUACUGCGGAAUGAAACACUCCAGGCUUUUCUCCAGGAUCGCACUCCAAACUCCUCUCCAGAGAACUGCAAGCACUCUCCGCUGGCACUCCUGGCGGCCACUUGUAACCGGAUCGGCCAUCACCACGGAUCAAACCACACCGAUUUCCUCCAGGUCCCUUACGACCCAGCUCUUGGCUCCCCUUCGCGUUUAUUUCACCCGUGGACUAACGAGGGAAUACAUCAGAGCAGCCUGGCCGGCAACUCAACUUUCGGACUAUCCUCCAAGCCCCAGCUGUCUGCGCACAUCCAGAGCUCGUUCAGCUCGCACCACGAACUGCCCCUCACCCCUCCGGCGGACCCCUCGUACCCCUAUGACUUCUCCCCCGUGAAGAUGCUGCCAUGCUCCAUGCAGUCUCUGCAGUCCUCCUGCCCCCCCACCUACGUCCCCGCCGUCAGCUACGCGGCACCGACUCCCAUCCCGCCCGCCAUGUCAAGUUUUGUCACGGGACCCUCCGGCCUUGUGCACCAGCAGCAGAGACAGUUGUCCCCGAACUCCGGAGAGGAUAUCCCGUGGUGGAGCCUCCAGCAGGGGAACCACGUCACUCACACGUCCUCCCUCGGUCCCCAUCGCUUCCAGCUGCAGAGGGGCUUGGUGCUGGGACAUACGGACUUUGCGCAAUAUCAGACGCAAAUCGCGGCUCUGCUGCACACGAAGUCUCCUCUCGCGACGGCGCGGCGGUGCAGGAGGUGCAGGUGUCCCAACUGCCAGUCCUCCACGUCCAGCGACGAGCCCGGAAAGAAGAAGCAACACAUUUGUCACAUACCGGGCUGCGGGAAAGUUUACGGCAAAACUUCUCACCUCAAAGCGCACCUGAGGUGGCACUCUGGAGAGCGGCCGUUUGUGUGCAACUGGCUGUUCUGUGGCAAGAGCUUCACCAGGUCGGAUGAGCUGCAGAGACACCUGAGGACUCACACGGGGGAGAAGCGCUUUGUUUGCCCGGACUGCUGCAAGAGGUUCAUGAGGAGUGACCACUUGGCCAAACAUGUCAAGACUCACCAGAACAAAAAAACAAAGUGCCACGACAAGACACUUGAGCACGUGAAACGGGAGGACACGAGGAAUAUGUUGUAACACGCCGUGUAGUCACGUUAAACAGUGUAGAAGUCACGAGUGCAAUACAGUCAGUCCCACGUUAGUUU
Molecule: messenger RNA, 1196 nt
Organism: Cyclopterus lumpus (lumpfish)
Lineage: Eukaryota; Metazoa; Chordata; Actinopteri; Perciformes; Cyclopteridae
Gene: sp5a
Product: Sp5 transcription factor a
Exons: 2
Coding region: 1-1128 (375 amino acids)
Biological process (GO): regulation of transcription by RNA polymerase II
Molecular function (GO): DNA-binding transcription factor activity, RNA polymerase II-specific; RNA polymerase II cis-regulatory region sequence-specific DNA binding
Source: RefSeq, a predicted model, not a curated record